Messenger RNA from Anguilla anguilla (European eel), 2217 nucleotides. It is a transcript of the gene aar2, whose product is annotated as AAR2 splicing factor. The record is from RefSeq and is a predicted model, not a curated record. The transcript is spliced from 4 exons. Lineage: Eukaryota; Metazoa; Chordata; Actinopteri; Anguilliformes; Anguillidae. Bases 121 to 1278 code for a protein of 385 amino acids. Gene Ontology annotation, biological process: spliceosomal tri-snRNP complex assembly.
AGUAUUUGGUACUCCGAAACGGGGACCGGAAGUUGCGGAAAGUUCCUCGGACAGAAACGUGUUGACGACGCCAGCUAGCUGUAUGUAUUUAACCAAGCAGGACUAAACAAGACUGCAGACAUGGCAGGAGUGGAUAUGGACCCAGAGUUGGCACGUAGCUUGUUUGAAGAAGGAGCUACGUUGGUGCUUCUUGGGGUCCCUGAGGGCACUGAGCUGGGCAUGGACUAUAAGAGUUGGCAGGUCGGGCCGCGCUUCCGUGGAGUGAAGAUGAUUCCACCUGGUCUUCAUUUUCUGCAUUAUAGCUCCGUCGAUACGCAGAGUGGUGUGGAGAUGGGCCCGAAAAUGGGACUUUUCUUGUACCUCCAGGCCCGUGAAGUGCUAUUGGCUCAAUGGAACCAGAAAGAAGAGGACCUGGAUUUCUCUGCCUCUCAAAACCUGGAAGAGAUUAGCCGAGUGAAGGCGGGCUUGCGGGAACUGGAUCCUUUCCUGGGACCGUACCCUUAUGAAACCAUGCGCAAGUGGGUCUCGCUGACAGACAAGCUAACUCAAGAAGUCGCCAGCAGCCUGCAGCCCCUUAGCGGUCGGAUCAUGGCCUUCAGCGACGUGGUUCCUGAGCUGCAUCUGACCCACACCAAGGACAGGGAAGAGCACAACCUUCCUCGUAACGACACCGAGUGCCAGAGCAUGCGCGAAGGUCUGGAGCGCCUUCCCCGCAUGAAGCUGAGGCCGGGCACGGAGAUACGCUUCUCCGACAUCCCCAAACAGACGUACCCAGAGGGAGCCACGCCCGCGCAGAUCACUCAGUGCAGCAUAGACCUUAGUUAUGCGCUGGACUGUCUCUUGGAGAAGCAGUACAAGCAGGAACCACUGCACGUUCUUGGCGAGCUGCAGUUUGCCUUCGUCUGCUUCCUGAUCGGUAAUGUUUAUGAGGGCUUCGAGCACUGGAAGAGGCUUCUGACGUUGCUGUGCCGUGCCGAAACGGCCAUGCACAAACGCCGCGACCUGUACCUGGGCCUCAUCGCUGUACUCUACCACCAGCUGGGAGAGAUCCCACCGGAUUUCUUUGUGGACAUCGUUUCCCAGGACAACUUCCUCACCUCCACACUGCAGGAGUUUUUCCAGUUUGCCACUGGUCCCGGUGUAGAUGGCACACUACGCAAACGGGCUGAGAAGUUCAAAGCCCACCUGACCAAGAAGUUCCGCUGGAAUUUCGAGGUGGACCCUGAUGACUGUGCCCCUGUGGUGGUGGAGCUGCCAGAAGGGGUCACCCUGGAGUGACGGGGGGCUCUGCAGAGGGGGUGGGGCCAAAUGCCUGUGAGUCAUACGGUCUGGGCGCUGGCUGGCAUAACUGGGAUUUCUCCUGCCUGCUGGAACGACUUCCAUGGAAAAAAUAGUAAAUGUGAGUUUUGAAUGUGGAAUGUUCAUUGCUCCAGAGGGAUUGACGGUGCUGGAUCAUGACUACGUGGGAACUGAGGAGGGUUUUCAUGUGAACUGCGGGGAAGACGGUAUUUGAAGGUCUCUUUGAACAACUUCUCUCCUCCCAACGACAGAGGCCUGUGGCGUGACAAAUUUUAUUACAUUUUGGAUUUGAAACAAACUUGUUCAUUUUUUCUGUGGUCAGAAAUCAAACCAGACAGCCAAUUAAAUGCAAUCUGCAUAGUAUAUCUGCUGGAUGGACCAAAUAGAUCAAGGCACUUAGCUUAGCACUAAGCUUUUCCAACAAAAUCCAAAACAGAAUUAGUUUGUUGGGCCUUUCUAAUUUCUGUUAGUAGGAUACCUGGUACCUUCUGUCCAACUAAACUGUGUGAUCUCUGGUGUCCAGUUUUCAAGAACCCAUUCCGAACAAUGCUUCUGUAAGUAGCAGGUAAAGAUGGGUCAGGUAAAUGAUUGAUCAUUGCGUGAUAAUACUUCAAUAGGGAAGGAAUUUCAGCUGCACCUGAGUUACAAAGAAUGCACAGCCCAGUCAUUCCGUUUAUUGUUCCUCCCUGUUGGCUGUUGGUGCAGGACUGUGGCCUGCACUAUGAAAGGAUCACCGUAUCUGUUCUGAUGACCAAAGUUGGCCACAGUGAAACAGUUACUGAGCCUCCAUUCACCAGAGCCCUUGUACUGUGACUUUUUGCCCCGUCUUGAAGCAUUGUCCUUUUUUCCCCUCAAGUAUUUCCCUCCCACAAACAUCCACCCUGGACAUUCCUUCUAAUAAAACUUUUUGUAUCUGUC